CACACUCGCGCGCACACACAUACUCACUUAAACCUUCCACCCGGUGACCGCGCGCGCGCUCGUACACACGCACGCCAGACACAACAAAAACAACCAUCCGUGUAUCGAUCCAUUGGUUAUUGGUCUGGCACGCCAAGGUUUGCAGGUAAAAGAGUGGCCGUUCUCCGUGUCGUGUCCGGCUUUCCAACCAUCCAACGCGGUACGCAGGUGCGUCUUCACCGAAAAAGUUGUAGCCGUCGGCAAUCAUAGAGGCCACCAGCAGCAACGGGACACGGUCCCCACGUCCAGCCCAAGCCCAGCACACAGAAGGGGGCUCCACAGGAGGGGGCCCAGUGACCCCACACGGCGCAACGUGCCGGAAAACCAAAGGAUGACGCCGCACGCAGACACGCACACCCAAGUGGCCAAGGGACGGCAAACGGCACGGAACAACGGCACAGAAAAGUUCUUGUGAGUGAGUCAGUGAGCGUGUGUGUCUGUGUGUGUGUGCAGAUUGUUUGAGGUGUUCCCUGGUGUUCACACCUGUAUGACCAUCGCCGCCGUCCCCGGCCUGUGUGCCAUUGUUUGUUUACCUGCCUGCCGGACCGAACCGACGGUGUACAGCAGGAAGAAGCAAGCGGCAGCAACAGCAGCAGCCACUACCACAGCCAGUAGUGCAUCCGUGCGCUUGACGAACCCAGCGAUGGAUCGGCGGACAGUGUGUGAAUAUAUGUGUGUGUAAAGUGUGCUGUGUAUGUGAGUGCAGGGCGACCGUCUCCGAUAUUCUGCAAUCAACUGACCAGCAGAUCCUGCAACAACUAGCAGGCUCCCCAUCUCCCUGGACUGUCAUCGUUCGCUAGGGCAGCUGAUGCUGCCAAGGAAGGUGGUGGUGAUUGUGGAGGAAAGAAAGCAUUGUUUUUGUGACACGAAUUUUUUACUUCAAUCAAGCGUGACCCUGUGCUUGUGCGCCUGUGUGUGCCCGUGUCAACAAUCAAUAGCAUCCUACCAACCAACGCCAGCCUCCUCCCCUCCCCUCCGUAACCAAACGCUCUGCUAAACCUUUCACGGACAACGCGAUCAACGCUACCUGCACCUUUCCCUGUUUUACGUGUCCGUCUUGUCCUUGUGUAUGUGUGUGUCAAGAUGUGUGCAACGAAACUAGAUACCACCAUGAUGCACUUGCAGCCGGAAAGCGUCCGCACCGCCAGCCUCCACCAGCUCCAACUCCGGCAGCUCCAGCACCCGUACGAAUGGUUCCCGAUGAAGAGAUGUCGGUCACUGGACAGCAACGGCAUGCACUGAGUGGAGGAUGGUACCAUCCAUCAGGCGGGCUCUCUGAUCGGCUAUGGUGGAAAUGGAUUGGACACCCUGCGCGACCGAAUGCGGGGCUAACAUGCUGUGAGCUGACGCUAGAUUGGCCCCCAGCAACUGGCUAAGAAGCAGUCUUAGCUACACGCAUUGCUGGAGGAAGGAGUGCGCCAAAGCUAGUCCCCUCGUUCCAUUUAGUGCGCAAGAUCCCUCUGAGCAGUAAGCGAAGCAUCAUUUGAAAUUGGAUUCCCAACGAACGACCCUUGGACAAUUUGGAAAUGUAUUUACAUUCGCCAUUCACCGUUCCGCGAUCGAAGCCGCAAUGGUAGACCGAUUUCAGGCGAGAAAUUAUUGUACAGGAGGAUGUAAGAAAUGUGAGCUAUGGGAAUGAAUCCUGGUUGAAGUGCAAUAUUGUGUGUGUAUAUGUGUGUGUGUUUGUGGGCGCUAAAGUCUAAAAAAGGGGCUAGGUGUGUGAUUUACCAUACGUGCAAAAUAUGAGUUGUACCGUCUCAAGUAUUUAGUGAUGAUUUGUGUAUAAUAGACGAUAAACGCAACCCGCGAACUUCAUCUCGGCAAAUGUACAGUAAAACGAUACAGUUAGAUAUUUUGGACCGUGUGCAUGUGUAAAGUAAUGUUAACGGUGUUAUAUGCGUAAAACAAACAAUUGUUGCCUCAUGCGCGACCAGCUGCUUAGACUAGACGACUUGCUAUCAAAAGAAACAUCGAGCGAACCUCUUGCGUCUCUUACUCCAUCAACACGCGCUUCACCCCCUCAUAAACGGGAUCAUUCCAAGGCGCCACAGUAAGACCGGUGGCAGGAAACCAACACUCCAGAACACACAGGCACACGAGAGGUGGGGUGCGUCUGUAGUGUGUUGUUCCCUCUUAACUGUGGUGUGCUCGAAUUACGCUUGCCUUGAAGAUUUUAUCCCCCACUUUGUGCGUAGCUCAAACACAUGCGCAUCGGCGAGCCCUUUCGGCGAGAGACCGGAAGAAGGGUGUGCGGCUAAUGCAACGGAUGCGAAACGCGACGACUACCAUGAAGCGCAACACUACCACGAUGCCGGGGGGAACCGAUUCUAGCUGGUCCGUUCCACACCGGAUUUAUCUGCAGCAGCAGCAGCAGCAGCAGCAACAGCAGCAGCAGGCCCACCAGCAGCAGCAACAGCAGCAGCAACAGCAGCGACCACGGUUUGAUUACGGAUUCUGGAAGAAUCCGGACGAGUCAACCGAACUGAUCUUCCUGAUGCCGAACGGCGUGAUGAUCACGAUGUACAUACCGAUCCAUAUUACACUGGAUGAACUGAAGUCGGACGUUUGGGAGGAGGCAGAACGGUACCCACUGUACUGCCAUCUAGGCGAUAAGAACAAGUACUGCUUCGGCACCCUGGCGGCGGGCCGGACGAACAGCAACACGACGUACGAAAAUGAGGCCGAAACCCGGCUGAUGGACGUGCAGCCCACUCUCGGCAUCCUGCGCUUCGUCGAGAAGAGCAACGUGUCGGAGAACACGAAGCUGAUGGAGAACAUUAGCAGCCUGCUGGACAGCAAGCUGCCGGUGAAGACGCUGGUCAACCCGGAGGUGAACGAUUUCCGCGCCAAGAUGAGCAUGCUGAGCGAGGAUAUCGGCAGCCGGCGGGCCGUAAUGACGCGGAUGGAGCGGAUAGCCUACCAGUACCCGGCCAAGCUGGUCAGCGGUGCUCACGUGCCCGAGCCGAUCAGCCGGCGGCUGACGAACGGCGACUUUUGCGUGGUGGCGAUCAGCACCGACAUGCAGCUGACGGUGAAGGUACCGUGCCGGGCGACUCCGGACGAGGUCCUGAAACGCAUCCUCAAGAAGCAGAACCCGUCGAAGGCGCGCAAUGAGAACAGUAGUACGGAGUACAUAUUGAAGGUGUGCGGGCGGGAAGAGUACAUCUAUGGGGCGCACCCGAUGAUCAGCUUCCAGUACGUGCAGGACUGUCUGUCGCGGGACGAGACGCCCACGUUUGUGCCGCGGCUCGUCCGCACGGUGGAGGUGUUUAAGAACGACAUCUACGACGCGCGCGAAGACUUUACGCAGUGGUCGGCGUCGGCCAAGCCGAGCUCGCUGUACGGCGGCAGCAUCAGCAGCAGCAGCGGGUACGCCGGUAGCGCAGGCAGUACCUACAACACCCAGUCGCAGCAGUCGCACACGCUGCGAAAGGUGAAGUACAUCACCAGCUGGGAGAUCGACGCGAAGCUGCAGUGCACGGUGCACGAGAUUCGCGGGCUGAAUGUCGAGUCGGACAAGGAGCUGGGCGUGCAGCUCGGUCUGUUUCACGGCGGCAAGUCGCUGUGCAAAACGGAGCGCACGCGCACGGUCACGGUGAACAGUGGCGCCGCGACCUGGAACGAGACGAUCCUGUUCGACAUCAACGUAAGCAACGUGCCGCGCAUGGCGCGGCUGUGCCUGGUGGUGUACGAGAACAUGCGCACGGCCAAGGGGACGGGCAUACGGACGCGCCGCACCAAGGACGGGCUGAUCAAUCCGAUCGCGUGGGUCAACACGAUGGUGUACGACUACAAGAACCAGCUGAAGGUGGACUCGGUGACGCUGUACACGUGGGACUACGCGGAGGAUGCGCAGUCGGAGGACAUUCUGCAUCCGCUCGGCACGGUCGAGCCGAACCCGAACCGGGACAACAUGGUCGUGUCGGUGCUGCUGAGCUUCGGGACGUACGGUCCGGAGGGGCGCAUCAUCGUCUACCCGGGCGAAGAGGAGCUGCUGUCGCACGCGGCCAAGAUGAGCCACCGCAACGAGCAUCUGAAUCGCGAGAGCGCCGAGGACACGCGCUCGAUCCGGGCGAUCAUGUCGGCGUACAUGUACAACGACCGGCUGAACGACAUCCACGAGCAGGACCGUAACGCGAUCUGGGCGAAGCGGCGCGAGUGCAUGAAGCAGAUGCCGCAGGGGCUGCCCUGUCUGCUCUACUGCGUCGAGUGGAACAACCGGGACGAGGUGUCCGAGAUCGUGUCGCUGCUGCAGGAGUGGCCCAAGCUGCUGGUCGAGCGGGCCCUCGAGCUGCUCGAUUACGCGUACGCGGACAAGUACGUGCGCCGGUACGCCGUGGACUGUCUGCGCACGAUCGAGGACGACGAGCUGCUGCUGUACUUGCUCCAGCUGGUGCAGGCGCUCAAGCACGAGUCGUACCUGAACUGCGAUCUGGUGUACUUUCUGCUUCAGCGCGCCCUGCACAACCAGCACAUCGGCCACUAUCUGUUCUGGCAUCUGCGUUCCGAGAUUUCGGUGCCGUCGGUGCAGGUCCGGUUCGGGCUGAUACUGGAGGCGUACCUGCUCGGCAGCCCGGAGCAUGUGGCUGUGCUGCUGAAGCAGAUGCAGUGCCUGCGCUACCUGCAAACCUGCUCGGACAACGUGAAGAAGGGCAGCAAGGAGAAGGGCCGCACGCUGCUGAUCGAGCAGCUCGCCAAGGAGGGCCACGUGACCAGCGACCUGAUCAGCCCGCUCAACCCGAGCUACCGGUGCAAGGCGGUCCGGACCGACCGGUGCAAGGUGAUGGACUCGAAGAUGCGCCCGCUCUGGAUCGUGUACGAGAACAGCGACGCGAACGGCGACGACAUACACAUGAUCUUCAAGAACGGGGACGACCUGCGGCAGGAUAUGCUGACGCUGCAGAUGCUGCGCAUCAUGGACCGGAUCUGGAAGAGCCACGGGUACGACUUCCGGAUGAACCCGUACAGCUGCAUCAGCACCGACCACAAGCUCGGCCUGAUCGAGGUGGUGCUGAAUGCGGAAACGAUCGCGAACAUCCAGAAGGAGCGAGGCAUGUUUUCGGCCACUUCGCCGUUCAAGAAGGGUUCGCUGCUGGCGUGGCUGCGCGAGCACAACGGCACCGAGGACCUGCUGGCGAAGGCGAUCCAGGAGUUUACGCUCAGCUGCGCCGGCUACUGCGUGGCGACGUACGUGCUGGGGGUGGCGGACCGCCACUCCGACAACAUUAUGGUGAAGAAGACGGGCCAGCUGUUUCACAUCGACUUCGGGCACAUACUGGGCCACUUCAAGGAGAAGUUUGGCUUCCGGCGGGAGCGCGUGCCGUUCGUGCUGACGCACGAUUUCGUGUACGUGAUCAACAACGGCCGGACGGAUCGGGAGGCGCAGGAGUUCUGUCGCUUCCAGACGCUCUGCGAAGAGGCGUUCCUUAUUCUACGCCAGCACGGCUGCCUGAUACUGUCGCUGUUCUCGAUGAUGAUCUCAACUGGCCUCCCGGAGCUGUCGUCCGAAAAGGAUUUAAACUAUCUGCGGGAAACGCUGGUGCUGGACAAAACGGAAGAAGAGGCGCGUACCCACUUCAAGCUCAAGUUCAGUGAAGCGCUUGCCAACUCGUGGAAAACGUCGCUCAACUGGGCAUCGCACAACUUCUCCAAAAACAAUCGACAGUGACACCAGUAUCAUCUCGGGCGGAACCAUCAGACGAUGUAGCUCUGGCAGUGAGCAGCUAGGUGCGAAAGUGGGCAGAACUGCCGCGGAAAGUGAUGCAGCAGACAAGGGAGGAGUAGGGAGUGCUGAUGGUAUUUGUGUUUUGUCGGAGAGGUUCCAAGACCUUGCGCUUCCGACGUGGUGUGAUGCGUGUUCAUUGAUUUUUUUUUUAUACUUUUUUUGGCACGUUCCGUACCCGCAUGGCAUUGGCGCGAUGUGCGAAAUUGCCUGGGCACAUGCCCUGGCAGCAACAAUGACAUCGUAAAGGGCGUGUGACACGCAAGGAAGGACGGCAAACUUGAGCGAGUUAAUUCACAGAAAAGGCAGAGAAGGCUUCGUGUAUGUGACACACAUGGCUAUACAUGCUAUAGCUCUAUACAUUAGGUAACAUUUGAAAAAAAUUGAAGCACGGUAAUGUGUGUUGUUAGGAAGAAUAUGCUGAGGAAGGGAGCGUGUGCAAGCUGGAAUCGGUCAACAACCGAUUGAUUUACUAUUACUAUACUUAGUUACGUAUCUUUUUCAUUUAUUGUUUUUGUAACCACUUCUCAGUACAACUAUAACUGAACAUGUUGACGCACGCUGCUUAUACGCAAACGUACGGGGGAUGGGGACAGUAUUAAGAAACCACAAGAUGCGAACGAAUGUACUUCCACACUUGAAAUAUUACUUCCAGGAACUUCCACACUUGAAAUAUUACUCGAAAUGCAAUUGAGAGAAACAGCUGAAUAGGAUUCCAUUUCUAAUGCAAUGCAAAACAUGAUGCACCUGUAAUUUUGCUAUUUUCCAAACCGCUUGCGUUUCUUGUGACAACUUCAUCUACCGGAGAGGGGCACGUGCAAAGGCUGUAUAUAGAGAUAGGGCGUACAAGUGGGAAGCAAUUUUGCAUCAUUUUCGUGGACAUUACAGCUGCGGCUGAACAGGUGCUGACAGUAGGUAGCAUCAAACGACAUACGCAAUGAAAUUUUCCGACCGAAGGCUAUUCAUUGACCUUCUCGAGACGCUUUAUUUGUCUGUACAUAUUCCAAAGUCAUUAGAGCGAUUCUAUUGCUCAUCGUUUGAUGCCCAUAGCUUCUCUGUGUGUUCUAGCUGAUUUAUAUAAAAUUCCUUCGUUCAAGUUCACUCUAUCUCUUUAUUGAAAAAAAACCCCUUGAAGUGUGUCCCUUAUGCGACAGUAAUCGAGGAUCGAAGGUAGCAGAAAACAAGUGCACCCAGUCGUGGCACACGUCUUCACAGUAGUUGUGUCGAUCACAAAACCUUAUGUCCCGUUUGUGUGAGUGUAUGCGUGUUUUUUUGUUUUUUUAGUUUACGUGUUUUAAAAGAAUGUGAAAUCAUUCAAACUGUUCGUGCAAUAGUGCAGCUGUCUGAGCUUUACACUAAAGCAGUAAGCAUGUUUUUGUGUGUUUGUUUUUUUUUUCUUUAAGAUUUAGCACAAGUGCCCCCACCCUUCUAAACAGCAUUAUGUAUGUCAUAAAACACACUCACAACACUCCGUUUUAUGCAGCAGACUAGACCCCCACCCCCUUCCUCCCCCGACGUUAAGCAAACACAAAACAUGAUUUUUUUUUUUCAAAAAUGCGAACGCUCUUACAUGGGCGUGUGUAAUUAGUGCAGGAAAAAUGUACUGGAGCGCUUACACUCCACCUAUUUAUAUAGCAUCACAAUCCAUUCUACGAGCACAACCAUACGUAAUGUAUAUCAGUAGUACAGAAAAGAAAGGGGCAGAGAGAGAGAGAGAGGAAGAGAAGCUCCUAUUUUAUACAAUCAUUUCCAUCCGCACCCAAAUGUAGGGAGUGCACAGUAACACGGGGUGCAUUUUGGUGUGCUUUCGGGCGCCACUCAUUGCAGCCCACCCACUACCCCAGCAACCUCCAUAACAUAAAAAGAAACAUACCUGGUAUUCCGAUCUACAAAAAGCUCUAUUGCUUUCAUUAUAUGCACCAUAUAUGGCGGUGUACGCCAAGGUAGCGUAGAUAGCUUUGAUGUAAGCCGUUCGGUUACACGAUUUUAAAUGAGUUAGUGUUUAGAUGAUAUUUUAGAUUGUUUUUUUUUUGCUUCACAGUGUCACAUUCGCUAUUCUGUAAUAGAUUCUCCAGCUUCAUGAGUGAAUUGGAAUGCGGUAUACAUGUUCACGUUUUAUUUUUUUUACAGAAAAGCCUGACAUUUUUGAAAUAGGUUAAAUUUAAUUUAUCUGCUGGCUAAUAUUUCAUUAAAUUUAACUGAUCGCAGUCAUCAUCUCAUGAAAAGGGCGAAUCCAAAAAGGUGUGCGGACUAUCGAAUGUGCACUGUAUACGAUAUACUCGCUCAUGCAGAUAUACGUAAUGAUAGGAAAAUGAGGAAAUGGAGCAAUGCAUCGCUACCAAUAGAGAAAGAGAAAGAGAGAGAGAGAGAGAGAGAGAGAGAGAGAGAGAGCGAGAGAGAGAGAGAGAGAGAGAGAGAGAGAGAGAGAGAGAGAGAGAAUGUUCCGGAUUUUGUUAAACCAAACUAAAGGGCGCUUUAGUGAAUUGUAUAGUUUGUUUACACCGACAACAAGACAGUCUGUGGCAAGUUAUUGGGAGGAUGAGACACAUUGAUAAUUGUACAUAGCAAACAGUUCUGUGAAGAGGUGAUAGCAUCUGCAAGCGAAGAAAAUGAGGCGGCAAAUGAAUGAGCUUUAUGAGCAUUAUUCUCUAUACAUAUUGUUUUAAUUAAAAAUAUGCGAUUAGGUAAACCAACAGUACCUUCAAAGUUCACUUAUGGCGCCACUCUGAUCCUUUGGAAGCUUUGCCAUUUUAGGACAAUCUGUAGAUUGAAACUUACCUUAAAAUUUUCCAAUGUGGAAUUUGAGCUUAAAUUUCUGUCGUAAUUGUUGAUAACACUUUGAGGACUCUUUGAAUUAAUUUAUCAGCCCGUUGUACAGGAUUUGAUAUUUAAAUUUCUCAUGUGUUUUGUGAUAUGUACUGGGUGUAAUUAUUUUGAAGCUUUUUUAUCUGUAACUUAUUGAUCAUUCAUGUGGCCCUUUGUAAUGUUUCGGUCUUUCGUUCGAUGUUCUUACUUAAGCUCAAUCAUUUUCAGCCCCAUGUUUCUUGCCUUGCCACAGAUGACUGAUGAAGCUCACUAAAAACCGCCAGCGUUAAGCGAUUUAGAUCAGCUAGAUUCACGAAAGCGUGGUUUUCGUGCUUGUAAAAAAAUCAAAAAUCUAUGUUUUCUGUAUUAUGUUUUGCUUGUUGGAAUUCAACGCAAGCGCGAAAGAGGCGCUGUCGUUUUGUGCGGUUACGUGCACAUUUUUGAACACUCUGGAUGCCACUCGCUUAAUACAAAUUCUCAUAGUUUCAGAAAACUGUUGCUUAACUUACAGAUGCGGUGGUCUAUCCGAUCGAUGCAUCGGUUCUUAUAAGCCCGGAUAGACUCGAUGCCAAACCGAAUCGUCUCCACUUAGUAAGAACUUCACUAUCAAACUGCGUGACACAAAUACAGUGUAUGGAUUCAUAUAAUGGAAUCGUUCAAUCGCGUAGGGGAAUGUUGCAAACCGAUAGUGAAAUUUUGCAAGCACACUGUGGAGUCCUCAUUAGACUGGGGUAGCCUGUAUGGUUGCAUAAUUCCACUAUUGAUUUGCAACAAUCCCCUAAGCGAUUGAACUUUUCGGUUACUUGAUUCAAAACACCUUGUAAUUGUCAUCAUGAUCUACAAGUCACUGCAAAAUUAAAAGAAGAAACGUAACAUAACUUGACCAAACCGCGGAUGCGCAUCUGAAAUCGCAACAAAAUCUAGGAUAAAAUACGUGCACGAUGAAUGUAUAAAAACUAUGCAAAAUUAAUGUUGGCAAGAGAUAAAUCAUUAAAUGGCAAAGCAGACUAACACUAUUCAAUAUGUUGCACAUCACACAGCCGCAAAAGUGAUGUGUGAACAUUUAUAUCAAUAGAUCGAACAAUAGGUAGCGAUAGAUUCUGGAUGUAACGUGUGCAUAGAGACGCUGAGAAAGAGCAGGGAAGGGCGGGCUAUAUUGUACCACAUAAUUUUAUUAAAUAUGUAAUAUUUGUAGGCACCCAAUUGAAUACUACUAGCGUGUAAGAUGUAUCCUAUAAUGACUAAUCAUUUAAAAAAAUUCUCCAUGGUACAGCUUUUCGAUCUGCUGUGCGAGUUUUAGUACGACGUUGAGAUAAAACGGUUAAACUGGAAGGCGAGGAGCAGCGAUUUGAUUCACAUCAUAUAGCAAACUUAAUCGACUUUCACCUUCUACCUAGUACAGUAGAAAGUGGAAGCAAAAAAUAACAUUGGAAGAAGGUUAAACGAAGGAAUCAAAUGGGGACGCUACAGGGAUUAAAAGAAGAAAUCACAUAAAAGAGAUCAACAAACACUGUUGCUAAGAUAGACUAGACUGCUGGAGCUGAGCUGAGGAUGUGAUAGGCAAGGGUCAAUGAAGAAGAUUAUAGCAGGGAGGGAGAAGAGCCGGUUGAAAACGGCCCCCUCCCCCAACGACGUGAAACGUAGUAUCGAUGCUGCUUAAAUCGCGCGAGUGUGUGUAUGUGUGUGUUUGUGAAAGUGAGUGUGUUUUAUGUCUAUUAACAAAAUUGCUCCAAAAUAUCAAACACACCCACGCGCGAGGCUAGUAGAAGAUACAGAUGUGCACGUAUCUAGCAUAUGUCAUACCACAAUCAAUCAGAAAAGAACAGACAUUUCACAUUCAAACCACACAAACAUAAAGUACAGGCGUAUAAGAACAGGUAGGAAACUGUUAUGCGAACCAGCUUGAGGCGAAGUAUUACACGCACCAGGCAUUAGUAAUAGACAGAGGAGAGUGAUAAAACACAUUGAGAUUGCGAAUGGUCCUAGCAAGUUGGAGCGUUGGUUUACAAUGGAAGGUGUGCAAAGGAUUGUUUUGUGUAUAUGUGUGUGUGUGUUUAUGCGAUGUGUACGUGUGCCUGCGAUGGGCACGCGGACAAGGAUUGAAACAGUUUACGAAGAAGGGAAAUAAAAUCACUGUACUUUUCACAAAA
Anopheles gambiae (African malaria mosquito) is the source of this 10716-nucleotide messenger RNA. RefSeq names its product phosphatidylinositol 4,5-bisphosphate 3-kinase catalytic subunit beta isoform (gene Pi3K92E). Gene Ontology annotation, molecular function: 1-phosphatidylinositol-3-kinase activity; 1-phosphatidylinositol-4-phosphate 3-kinase activity. Gene Ontology annotation, biological process: phosphatidylinositol 3-kinase/protein kinase B signal transduction; phosphatidylinositol-3-phosphate biosynthetic process; phosphatidylinositol-mediated signaling. The transcript is spliced from 6 exons. Bases 2297 to 5707 code for a protein of 1136 amino acids. NCBI's taxonomy places the organism in Eukaryota, Metazoa, Arthropoda, Insecta, Diptera, Culicidae. The record is from RefSeq and is a predicted model, not a curated record. Gene Ontology annotation, cellular component: phosphatidylinositol 3-kinase complex; plasma membrane; cytoplasm.